AUGUCGCUCGACGAGCUCGCCGACAAGGAGCCGUCGUCCUCCGAGGAAGUUCAGCUCGCGCCGUCCGAUUCCAAGUUCCGGGGCCUGAGCCCUGCGCCGAUUCCGAUCCCAGCUCCUCCGAGCAUCAGAUCAUUGCUCGACUCGGUUUCUGAUGAGAGAGUAAAUGUAGAUAUCGUGGCCUCACAUCAAAGUGAAAAUGGAUCCAUCUCUACAGCUAGUUCUGCUGUUUCACUAGAAUCAGAGAAGGCAGCAUAUGAAUUUCUUGCUCAAACUCCUGUCAGGUCAACUGAUGCACACCUUGUUGAGUUUUCAGAAGCUAUGAGAACUGUUGCAAAAGCCUUACGACGAGUGGCUGAAGGGAAGGCUGCUGCUCAAGCAGAGGCAGCAGAGUGGAAACGUAAGUAUGAACUAGAGACAGCGCACAAGCAGCAGAGUAAAAUCAAAGGCUACAACAGUUGUAUCAGUAAUGACUUGGACAAACUGGCCAGCCAACUGACUCUGGAGACACCUGCACCUGAUCAAUUAGGAUGUUGCGGUAAGCAUGGUAUAUGUGCACACGAGGUUCUGCAGGACGAAGUUCCUGGAGCUAUCCCAAGAUCUAAUCACAAGGUGGUGGGGAGAAAGGCAUCAUUUAAACUUUCAUGGGGAUGUAAUGGGGAUAAAAAUGGUCAGCAUAAGCAUGAUUUUGUGUCCUUUGAAAAAGGUGAUAUAACAACCGCAGAAAGGAGCAAUAAGCAGAUCUUACUGAAAUGGGAAUCACCACCACAAACAGUGCUUUUCAUUACCAAACCGAAUUCCAACUCUGUGCGUGUUCUUUGUGCUGAAAUGGUCAGAUGGCUUAGGGAGCAUAAAAAUACAAACAUCUUUGUUGAACCACGUGUUAAAAAGGAACUUCUAACAGGGGAUUCCUACUACAACUUCGUCCAAACAUGGGAUGAUGAUGAGGAGAUAAAGAUGCUGCAUACGAAGGUUGAUCUAAUUGUAACUCUUGGCGGUGAUGGAACUGUUCUGUGGAAACUCCCAUUUUUGGACAAUGCAUAUAGUUUACGUGGUAACAUAACAUCCGAAAUCGAAGCAAGCGAGCAAUACCGUGAGUUGUUGGACAAUGUGCUGAACGGGCCAUUUAGCAUCACGCUGAGAAACCGAAUACAGUGUCAUGUAAUACGUGACGCGGCAAAGGAUGAAAUCGUGACUGAGGAGCCAUUCUUAGUGUUAAACGAAGUUACAAUUGACCGAGGAAUAUCAUCUUACCUUACCAACCUGGAAGUGUACUGUGACAGUUCUUUUGUUACUUGUGUACAAGGAGAUGGACUAAUCAUAUCAACCACAUCUGGAAGUACAGCAUAUUCAUUAGCAGCUGGAGGGUCCAUGGUUCAUCCUCAGGUCCCAGGGAUCCUUUUCACCCCAAUCUGUCCGCAUUCCUUGUCAUUCAGACCUUUGAUUCUGCCUGAAUACGUGACUCUCCGCGUUCAAGUGCCGUACAACAGCAGGGGGAAUGCCUGGGCAUCGUUCGAUGGCAAAGAUCGACAGCAGCUAUCGCCCGGUGACGCCCUGAUCUGCAGCAUUUCCCCUUGGCCUGUGCCCACAGCCUGCCUUGUGGACUCGACCACCGAUUUCCUCCGCAGCAUCCAUGAGGGCCUCCACUGGAACUUGAGGAAAUCCCAGUCAUUUGAUGGCCCGCGUGAUUGA
This is a messenger RNA of Miscanthus lutarioriparius, 1689 nucleotides long. The record is from the annotation of a GenBank genome assembly. Lineage: Eukaryota; Viridiplantae; Streptophyta; Magnoliopsida; Poales; Poaceae.